This is a messenger RNA of Coprinopsis cinerea okayama7#130, 561 nucleotides long. RefSeq lists its product as hypothetical. The transcript is spliced from 2 exons. Bases 1 to 561 code for a protein of 186 amino acids. NCBI's taxonomy places the organism in Eukaryota, Fungi, Basidiomycota, Agaricomycetes, Agaricales, Psathyrellaceae. The record is from RefSeq and is a predicted model, not a curated record.
AUGGCCCACCUUGGACCAGGCUUCCUCCAGCCCAUCCUCCUCACAUUCGAAGCGGUCAGCGACAGCUUUACCAUCCUCAGUAUCGCGCUCAACGUCUUCCUCACGACGCUCAUCGCGUUCCGUCUCACCUCUCAGCAGCGCAGACUGCAGUCCGUCCUCCCAGGGGACUUGAAAGUGUAUAGCAAUGCUGUUGCGAUUGUUGCUGAAUCCGCGCUUCCGCUGACGGUUUUUGCGUUGGGAUUUGCGGGGAGUGAGGUGGCGAGGUAUGUUGUUGGGGGGAGAGCGCCGGAUGGGAGUGAUGCUCCGCCGGAAGAGGUUGUGAAAUGGCUGAGAGAGUAUGUGAAGGUGAUGGAGUUGAACCGGGUGUUCUCUCUGUUGUACUAUUCUAUGGCCGCUCUGACUCCCCAGAUUAUCAUAUUUCGGAUUACGGUUGGAAGAUCGUGGAUGGGCCGGGACGAUCAUGAUGCGUCGAAACCACUGCACUUCUCACAGCCUCUGCGGUUUGACAACGGUCAACGCACGAACCAUGUGCGUGGCACUGAUAUUCUGGAUGAGGCGUAG